GCACACACACACUGUGACAGCUUGUCGUACCUGAAACAACCAACACAGCCACAAGAAGACGGAAAUAAUGUCCACUUUUUUAGUCCCACUUUCACUCCAUACUGAGUGGCGGGACGCGAACGUGUGUGGAGGCUGCGGAUACGAAACACGUGACUGAAGAGGGUGGUGUUGGACCCCCCAAAACACCCCACUGCGAUGUCGCUGCUGUGUGUCAGAGUGAAGAAAGCCAAACUUUCAGGGCCUCCAGAUAAGUUCAACGCUUAUGUAACGCUAAAGGUUCAGAAUGUGAAGAGUACGACCAUAGCGGUGCGCGGCAACCAGCCGUGCUGGGAACAAGACUUCAUGUUUGAGAUCGGUCAUCGGGAUUCCGGCCUGGUGGCAGAAUUAUGGAACAAGGGUUUAAUUUGGGACACUUUGAUUGGCACGGCACUCCUACCGCUCGACGCUAUUCGACAAUCCAACGAGGAGGGUCCCGGAGAAUGGACUUGUCUGGACUCGGAGGUUCUAAUGAAGGAAGACGAGAUCUUCGGAACUACCAAGCCGACUUCUCACCAAGUGCUGCUUGACGCACGCUUUGAGCUGCCUUUUGACAUUCCAGAGGACGAAGCUCAAUAUUGGACUCGUAAGCUGGAUCGCAUAAACAACAUGAGCAUUCACGACCAGGAUUAUUCCCCGCACGACGAUGCAGUCCACAGGGGACGAAUGGCGUCCGUGCCCUCGCAAUGCUGCAAUUGGACUUAUUUUGGAUGGACUGACAAGCAAAGUAUGCCUUUCGACGAUCAUGACAGCGCGAUGGACGACCACGACAGUGAAGCGGGCGUCCGCGCGCCGCCUCCACGCUACCACAACACCGCGCAGACCAACUCGUCUGCCCACCAGUAUCCCAUCGGGAUCCGGGUCCAGCACCAGCAGUUCUCAAGGGACUCGGACUCAGUGCACAGCUUUGAGAACGGUUACCUGGACCUGCGGGGUUCCAGGCGGUUAAGCAGUAGGCGCAGCGUAAGAAUAGUUCCGGUGGAUUCGGGCAUGGGUGUGGAGGACUGGGAGGGCAGGUAUAAAUUUCCUGAAUCAGGAGUCCUGGAUGACUACUUGGACCAGGAGCAGAAGAUGUGGGAGGACGAGGACAAGAGCAUCAUUUACCGCCUCGCUGACGCACCGCCAACAACACUGCAUGAGUCCAGAGGCACCAGGUUCUACCAGACGGUAGAGUGCGAUUCCCUUUCACCCGAGGACCGCCAGGCGCAGCACCAGCUGGCUGGUUUCGGCACCGGAGACGUCCGCUUGGUUUACCGGGAAGCUGGCAACUUUGAGGGCGAGUCGUCGCCUCCGGAGAUUGACAUAAUCCCAUCCGUCAAACGCCUCCAACAGCAUGUUGACCGGGAAGGUCUGCUCUUCAAAACCAGAUUGUGGGCCAAGACCGCAUUGGAGGACAGCUAUGCAGCAUUCUGCGAGGAAGAGGCGGCCCGAGAGGCAGCUAGGAUCAGGAGCGAAUUCGGAUCAGUUGGUUCCGACGAAAUGCAGUACUCCUUCGGAUCGGACGAGGAACUGGAGGACCUGAUGUUCACCGAGGCAGAUGCCACAUAUGAGUACGAGUUGUACAACUAUCCUGGCAGGUAUGCACCCCUUCUUGGAGGGUCCAGAAUGGGACCAGACCCCAGCCUUUUGCCUGAGGAGGAGCCCUGUGAGGACUACAUCGACCCGAUGGAUGAACUGAAGUGCUUAGUUGACUCUGUUUCUCAUUACCUGGCUGUAAAAGAGGAGGAGCUCAACAGCUAUGAGUCAGAGCAGAAAUCGGUAAGGCGAAAACUGCCAUCACUGCCAGUUGUGCCACCCGAGGACAGUAAAAGUGAGGAUGUCAAAGCCGAGGACAUCAAAGCCGAUGAUGUCAAAACUGAGGACGUAAAAGCUGAGGACAAAGCUGGUGUUAAAAACGUCAUGACGUCAUUGUUCAAUACAAUUACCGGAACCAAAACCAACACAGAUGUAGAGGCUUUGGCGCCUCCCAAGGUUCCCGCAGCUGACUCCAGUAUCUUCAAACUGCUCUCCAUAAUCCCAAAAAGUAGCCCUGAAGCCACAGAAACAGCCGGGGUGACGACAAGGUAUCCGCCAUCCUCCGUGGCGACCUCCCAGCCAGAGUCUGGCAUUUCCAAGCUGCUUUCUUUCAUUCCCAAAAGUGGCGGCACAACCCCCCCGGUGGCCAUCGUUCCCCCUGCCUGCCAGGAGCCCCCCACUGAGAAGACGUUCUCACUGCAAUCUCUGAUGCCUUUCCAGUCAUCAGAAUCCACUCGGCAAGCUGAAGCUAGUCAGACAUCUAAUAGUGCAGAGGCACAAGGUGCUAACCAAACCACUUCUGGUUUAGAAUCUGUGCUCGGGAGGCUUAGUACUAUGAGGUUGUUUUCCAGCGCACCCCCAUCAAGAGAACCAUCCCCGUCAAGAGAGCCAUCCCCUCAAGCAUCAGAACAACAAAGUACAUCAGCCACCAGCAAUGACUCAGUAGCCCCAGUCCCUAGUCCUAAUAAUAGUUCACAAGUAGAACUAAAACCAGAUUCUGGGAGUGAAUCCGUUGAGCUCUUUCCGGACACAGGAAGUGGAUCAGUAGAGAUUCUUCCAGAGACUGAAUCGUCUGGCGAACUACCGGAUAUUCAGCAAAGAAUUCAGAUGUUACCUGAACCAAAACCUGAAACCACCGCAGAAGAUACAGGCUUGUUCAGUCCUUUUAGAAAAUCUCUCUCCAGUUUGAUUUCUACAAAUCCUCCUGAAAGCUCUACAACGAGCCCCAAACCGCCAGAGGAAUCAUUUUUAAGUGGCAAACUCAAGAUCCCGUUCUUCUCUUCUGAAGAUCCUCCCACUGCAAGCCAAGCAAAACCAGAAGGAGGGGUUCUGUCUGGGUUUCUUAAGUUUGCCACCGGGGAGGAUACCAGUGUGCCACAAAGGAGUCCAUCCACGAGUGCCGCAAGAACACCCUUGCCGAUCCGCACUGCACUACUUGAAAGCACCCCAAAAGGAAACACUGAAACAGGCUGGUUUUCAAACCUGUUCAAGGUGGCUCAAAGUGAACCGGCUAAGGAUCUUGCAAAAUCUCCAGUGACUCCCAGUGUGACACUCACCAAACCUAGUGGCCUAACGGACCCACAUACUGAGCAUUCAGAGUGUACUGCCGGCGAAAUAGAAAUAUUAUCAGACAAUGCCUCUCAGAGUGAGACUGAGGUCCAAACAAAGGAUCAACCGGAAUCCCUACCAGAAACUCCACAGCCUCAAGGGUUUCUGUCCGGGUUGCUGAAAAUCGGGCCUACAGAAGAGUCUAAGCAGACCCAUGGAGGGGACAGUCAGCCUCAACAAGGAGGCCUCUUUUCAGGCAUGUUUUCCUCACCCUCCCCACCUUUUUGUCAAACACAGAAUCCUGCAGCUCAACCAUCGACAGGAAUCUUAUCUGGAUUCUUAAAAUUCACCUCUGACAACAUGUCAGCUCCUACAACUCAGCCACCAGCAACUGGGCCACAAAGCCGAUCUGGCCAAGUACCUGGUCAAGGACAAGCUGCAGGUGCACAACCCCAAAUUGGUGGACUGCUAUCUGGUCUUUUUAAAAAAGCCACAGACUCUGUUACUCACUCUAGUAAGGAAGUCAAAACAGAUGUAAUGAACCAAAUGACCAGAAUAAAUAAAAAUGAACAAAACUUAACUCAAGGGACACCUCGGUCAGGGGUUCCGUCGGGAGAAAUCAAAUUAGGUUCCUUGGGAAGUUCUCCCCGUGACAAGCUGGACCAGCAAAUAGAAGUCACCUCAGAUCAACAACAAAAAUUACCACCACAAACUACAGCUACGACACCACAGCCACAGAAAGGACCUUCAGCUACCCAAGCUGCACAGACAGCAAAUCAACAGUCGGGAAAUUUGUUGUCUGGACUUUUUAACAAAAUUGUAGAACCUAGCACUGCAUCAUCUCAGCCACAGUCAGCACCCCCUCAGCAAGGGGGCUUCCUCUCAGGGCUCUUUGGAACUGGGAGCCAAGACCUAGCCCCUGCUAAUUCACAGAACCAGCAACAAAGUGGCCCACCGGGGGCGCAACUGUCUCAGCAACCAAGCAUCAGACCAAAUUUAUAUAGGCAAAAGCAAAUUCCCCCACAGCAGCUGCCCCCAAGCAGUCCUGUGGGGAUGUUCACUGGAUUCUUAAGCAAAAUUGCAGAAGCAAAGGCCCCGCCGACUGACACUCCAUCAGAUAGUCAACAAGACCAGCAAAAAGCACAAAUGGCAGGUUCUAAGACAACCCAGCAACCCCUCAAUCAACAAGGAGGUUUCCUGUCUGGACUCUUUUCAUCAGGUCCUCCUACUCCAGCGCAGCAAAAGCAGUCACAGCAGCCACCAGUGAGUCCUUCCAACAGGCAGCCACUGCAAAGACAAAGCCAAAUAUCCCAACAAUCUGCUGCCCCUGCGGCCGAGCCGCAGCAAGGCGGGCUAUUGUCAGGGCUGUUCAGUAGAUUAACCACCGAUAACCCACCGCAACAAUCGAUCCCGCAUGCAGAGUUUCAACAGGGGGCUAAAUCAAACGCUGCUCGAUCUCAGCAAAAUGCAGGUCCACUUGGUCAACAGGGAGGUUUCCUGUCUGGGCUGUUUAGUCAAACACCGUCUCCACAGCAGCAAGUGCUGGGAAAAAGUCCUCAACAUACCACGACAGAACAACCCAGUCAAGGCGGAGGCUUACUCUCAGGCUUUCUGAAGCUUGCAUCUGGUGAGAGUGCAUCUCAGGAAGAGCAGGCACCCAAAAGCCAGGGUGGUCAACCGGGCCAAUGUCCAGCCCCAUCUGAAUCAGGUGGGAUAUAUACUGGCCUGCUUAACAAAAUUUCCGUUAAUGUGGAGCAAACAUCGUGUCCAGCUGACCAGGCAAACCAAAAAACAAUACAGCAACAGCCACUACGUGCGGGACAAGGACGUCCGCAGAUUCAGAGAACAAAACCAGUGGAAAUUCAUUCCACACCUGAUGCAGCGGGAGAGAAGGACUCAAAAGAUCACAAGGGCUUCCUCUCAGGUCUGUUUAGUGCCAAGGAGGAGUCAUCCUCAAAGACCUCCAUCCUCGGAAAGGGCGAAACAAAACCAACCAGCAUGAGUAACACAUCUCCUGGUCUGUUGUCGAGCAUUUUUAAAACUGCCCCCAGUAACAACACCGCUUCUGCUCAGGAAAAAGAACCGGAAAAAGGCCUCCUUAACCAUUUCCUGCCUAAGACUAAGGAGGAUACACCUUCUAGGACAACACCAAUCACGUCUUCUUCCGUUACAGUUUCUACAGGUGACAACCCCUCAGAAGAAUUACUGCCACAAAUUUGGAACGCUCCUACGGUGUCACCCACCCAGCGUUACCUCGAAGAAAUUCAUCGUCUCUUGUAUGGGACAGCAGGAGAGUAUGGCUACAAGGACCUUCUGUACAACUUCACAGAGCAUGGCGUGAUUCCGCCCGAGCUUUACGAGCACCAGUCUCUCAUCGAGGCGCUCCUGUGGCAACAGCUCAAUGACUAUGCUCUUGCUGAGGCUCUUUCCGCUCAAGCUCAGGAAGGCUACCGUGAUUGCCGAGGACCUUUGACAGCUGCAGCCAGACCGCCCCAGUGGGGUGGUAAUGUAUGGCCGAGUCCUCAGGAAAUUGAUAUCAGUCAUUUUAACGUGCCGUUGCAUCCGUGGAAGGAUCCUUCCGCCCAACUUUUUGAGAGCAGAAAUUGCUUCCUGGAACCGGGUGAAGACCUGGUUUUGUUUGAUAUGACCUGUAGACACAAGAUGCCCUGGACCAGCUGUGACCACUUGGAUGAACUUGGCAGAAAACGACAACCCUGGGAUACGGAGGGCGGGGGUCUAAAUCUGUCUAGCGAAAAGUCAAAGACCAGACUACAGCGAUGUCAGUCUCUCACAGAAUUCAACUACUUAGCGGAGAAGACGGGGGCUUUAAAAGAGGUAACUGUUGAUGACUUUAGUUUGAAGUCAGCUACAGACUUUUUAAAACAACUCACUACCAAAAAAGGUCCAGUGGAUCUAAGGUACGGUGCUAUGGAUUUAAGCAGAUCAGCCGUGGCCGUGGGGCUCAGCGAUGACAAAAUGCUCUUCGAGGACUCAGAAUGGUACCAACAGUGGCUGUCACUGCUGGAUCAAGGGCUGUGGUGGCCAGCAGAAGCUGGAGAUUGUGGAUAUUACGUGUACACCAAUGGAGACUUUAUUUAUUCUCUUUUAACCGACAGAGCUGGUAGACACCUCUAUGCUUGCGCCGCACCGGAAGACCAACAGACGCUUAGCAAUAUUACAGAAAACAUUGCAAACAUUCUGACCCAGAAAGAAAAGGAAAAAGUAACCUUGUGUGGAUUUAAAAUCCCACUCUGCCCGAAAGAAAAAGCUGCUUGGUUUCCUGAGCAGCCGCAUACCAUAUCAGGACUACCGGAUGCUCCGGAGGAUCUCAGCUCUGCCCUACAUAAAGGUGAAAAAAUCAUGAACAUGAACUUGGAAAGUUUUUCUCAGAUGUUUCAGGAGUCCCUGGUCUCACAAGCGGAAGCCCCCGUGGACUUCACGGUUUAUAAGAUGAAAAAGAUCAUGGUGGGAGCAUCAGAAAACCUUCCAAGCUGCUGUGAGCCUCCAAUGAAUGCCGCCGAUCUGACACUAAACUCGCUUAAAGCAGCUCACGGAAGACCUUACUGGAUGAAUCAAGAGGUAAAAGACAUACCAACAUCCCCCACUCCAACUUCUCCAAGAUCCUACAAGCCAAUAUCUCCCAAGAAAUAUCACCCAAUCCCUGAAAUUAGGAUUGGACAUGCGGAUGAUGCACAUGUAGACCAAUCGCAACAAAAAACGAGCUCUGUAGUUUCAGGAGGAAACUUUUCCAAGUCAACUGAUGGUGAUCUGAAAAAAUCUCAUUCACUUCCGGCCUCAACAACUGCGUCACCUCGGAAACUGUCCUCAGAUGUUUCCAGGAACCUUCCCCAAACCCCAUCAGCAUCAAAGAUACCUGAACUCAUGCAAAGGAAAUUUCCACCUUCAACAAACGUUACUCCAAUCCCUUCAGCUCCUUCAUCACCAACAGCUACAGUUGCUUCGACCACCGUGCCUUCCUCUCUGAGACCUCGACUACCAAGGCAACAAUCUCAGGCAGACAAGCCCAGAGAAUCAUCACAAACUACCAAGACUGCAGUCUCUGAGAUUUGCAAUGCAGGCAAAAUACCCUCUGCAGAUCCACCAUCUCCCAUGCCGAAAGAUAUCCACAAAGAACCCCCACAGUUACACAUCCUGAAUCCCUGCACACAUGAUGACGCCAAACUUUACAAAAGAAACCCUUACAUUGGCUUGUCGACUGGCCCUGAGUCAGGUCACAAAGUAUUGGAUUUUUCCGCCUCAAGUGAUAAGAACAAGCCUUCAACUGAGAAGGAUCUCCAAACAGAAGCUGUGAAACAAAACUCUGAGGUUGUUGACUUUUCCAAACCCAAGUUUAAAAGAUUUAAGGAAUCUGAAGAAAAUGUGGUCUUCACGAACAAGGUGGCUGUCGAUCUUACCAAACAGACGCAGGAGGAGAAAGAGGUGGAGUGGCAUGUUUCAGAUACUGCGACUAUUUUGAGAGCCUUGGAGACCACCUACGCAACAGUUGAUCAACGUUCCACACCUGAAGGACGAUCAUCCAGUCCUCAGACGAACGUCCGAAGACCGUCUGCAUCCAAAAGUCCUGCAGUACCACCGGGUGCACAUAAUAACAAAACAUCUUCUGCCAGGAAAGAGACAAAUCAAGUGGAUUGUUUCACCCGGGCACCAAAAUCUGGAUCAGUGCAAACCAUACCGUCUUCUCCUCAAAUGGACCCAGUUCAAAAUCAAGUCUGCAUUAAAGAACAGCAACCAAAUUACGCUGUAAACGUUCAAUUGCAACAGCAGGUAUGCUUAGUUGCUGACUGGUCGUCACAGCAGACUCGUGUCGACAGCAGAAGAGAAACCUUUACUUCCACUUCCGGUCAAUCUAAUGAAAACCAUGAGAUCACCGCACCAGCAAACUUGUUCAAAGUCGUACUAGAUAUGUCUAUGAAGACAACAACCCAGCCAAAAUUGCAAAGUAAAGAGAGAAAUCAAGUGGGAUGUUUCGCCGCAGCUGGAUCAAUAUCAUUAGCAUCCCCUCCUCAAAUGAGCCCUGUUCCAAAGCAAGUCCACAUUGAAAAACAGCAACUGAAUUAUGCUAACGUUCAGAGGCAACUACAUGGACCCUUAGAUUCAGACUGUUUGGCACACCAGACUCGUGUCAACAACAGAAGAGCCUCGUUUACAACCACUUCAUAUCAGUCUCUUAAAAACCAGGAGAAGAAAAAAACAGUCAGUCCCGAGAGAAAACACCCAAGUCCAACUCAUCAGGAGUCUCUUGACUUGUCAUAUAGAGAAGUAAGAGAUGUCUUGGGACAUUCUCUCCCUGUUGAUUCUCAUGAAAAUCAUGAAAAAGAGUUAGUUAGGAGAGAGGAUAUUCAAAGAGAACACGACAGGGUCAUGUCACAUCCAUGGUGUUCUUUUGACCAUACCCCAAAGCAAGCUUCAGCACCAGCCAAUUCCAUCAAGGCUGCGCUUGAUAUGUCUUCGAAACCAACCGACUUAAAAACAGUCGUACCCGAUACAAGAACGGACGACACUCUGACCAAAGGAAUUCCCUUAACCAGAGGAAAACAGACCGCCCGCCAGCUGGCACGAAAUAGUUCUGUUGGCAUUGCACUUGUCAAAGACCUUCCCUCUCAAGAAUCCCACGAGUGGAUUCAGUAUCAAGAACAGUCUCAACAAAGUACAGCUUUCAUCCCACCCCAGUUCAGUUAUUCAGACUCCGUAUCACCAGCCAUGGCUCUAGCAUCCACUUUAGUAAAUCCCACCACGGGAGCUCCACUGGAUAUGUCACCCAAACCACCCCAGAACACACCGAUAAAAGCCCCAGCAUCUCCUGCUCUUCUUGAAGCAGUUUCACUCAUUAAUAAGCCAAGUGCAAGAAUGAUGGCAAGGAAAGACUCUGUCGGCCUUCCACUCAUAGUCCAGCUAGAAUCUCCAUGCCAUAAAAUACCUCCUGCUGCACCUAAGCAAGGAAUGACCCCCCUGACUGGACUCAACAGAGCAGAGACCCUGCACAGGCAGAUAUCCAACUGCCAUACUAAUGAAUUUCUGUCCUCCACAUACAAGCAAGUCCAGCAAACAAACAAACCAGUGGACUGCUCUGCAAAAGAAAGCGUAAACAAAACAAACAUUUCCAGUAUUUACACCGAACCAGAAGCUGGACUCCCCUUAAAUUUCACUAAUCUCAAUGCAAGGAAAGAAUCUUUUCAAAGAGAGCAAUCUGGGAGGCAAAUCAAAAAGAUGAUCCAAGGUUUAGUGGACCUGACCGUGGAUCCUCAAAGUAAGACCACAAAUAGUCCAAGUCAGAGUGUGAACGAACUUACAUUGCCUGCUUUGUAUCAAAGCUGCCUUUACCAGCAACAGGAGUACAGAACAGCCCAGACCGCUCAAGAAAUCUUUAAAUACUCACACCAUGAUCACACUACCACUCAGUCAGGUAUGACUGACCUUUCAGGAACACAGCUUCAAUUUGUAUCAAAGUCUGGCAUUCAAGCUACGCAAGACGGCUCAUCUUCAAACAGCACAUAUCAGCAGGCCAGUACAGGAGGUUUUGAAUCCCAGAAAGGUAAUCAAAUGCUUCCAAACGGAACACAAAUCAGUCUUGAAGGCUACAGGACACCUAUAAAUUCAAUAAAUUCCCUACCUAUGGUGAGAAUGUUGCACACACAAGAUCCAAGUGUCCCUGCAAAAUCCAAAACUCUAAUCAAGCAGCCCACUGUGGGAAGCUUGGAAGAAAGACCCAUGCAAAGUGUAACAGGAAGUCCUCAAAAGCAACCCCUUACCCAUCAACAAUAUAUUCCAGAAACUAUCAAGAUCUCUCAGCCUUUGAAUAGUCAAUUGUCCCCUUUAUCAGUUGUUAUUCAAGGAUCUGAAAAACAAAGACUCGAUAAUUCCAUCAACUCUGUGAAUACUCAAUCUUUGGGGACAAUUACACCCCCUCAACUAUCAACACAGCCUGAUUCGGGACGAUGCUCCUUCACUGCACACCAAAGUAACGUAACAAAUGUACUUUCAAUUUCUACCAUUUCUACUCAGUUUGCACCAGGAUUUACAGCACUUGUCUCACAACCCACGUCUGCAAAACACGAGCCUUUAAAGCAAACAAGGGAACAUGGUUUUAGACCUGAUCUUAAAACAGGUGAAGAGGGUAUCAGACCAGAACUACAAAGACAGGAAGGGACACCUUCACCCCAAUCGGGAUCCUCUUCUGUCAAGGGGUUGGUUUCAUUGUUUAGUGGCCUCGGUUCCCAGCCUCAUGUCAGUGGAAAACCAGCAAAAGGAACACCAGGUCCCACUAUGACCAGGUCUACACUCGUGGUUGUAAAGUCUCAGGGCACAGCAGUGGAGAUUCUUAAUGCUGGCCAUGUUGCACAUUCUCCUGAUGUGAGAGUGCCAUCGGUAGUUAGUACCUUACCAUCUCAACCUGUAACCCCACAGAUAGACUUGCCUCCUCUAUCAUCACUCAUUUCUGAAUCACACCACAAUGUCGACAUUUUAGCAUCCAGUGGCUCAAGCUAUCAAGGAUCCAUGACAUCAUCAUCCAAUGUCACGGUUCAGCUAGCCCAGAAAAAACAACAAUCAAGCCUACCAAGUUCAGAAUCUUUACUGUACAAACUAGGCAAUAACAUGCCUUCCGAAGUUACUCUCAAUGAAGACACUUUAGUGGAACCCUCAUGUAAAUCUUCUGAAGACUCAUCUGAAGCUCUACCAGAGGAACCCACCAAAGAAUCUUUCAAUCUAAGUACUGGAAGUGACCAAUCGCAGGACAAAAUGAGCCUACCCAGGUCUAUCUACAUUGGCAUUAAUGCUACGGACAUGUCACCUGUUGAUAAGCUGAUGGAUCCAAGUGAGCCAAGACCAUAUGUCAGACUACCCCAUAUAUUUAUCUCGACCGCCAGUUCACCAGAAGACGAGUUGACUGAAGAAUCCAAAGAAGCCAGCGCUGAUGAAGUUGCCACUGCAACUGCUGUAACCCCCACAGAGUGUCGGAAGUAUUUUGAACCUACUGAUGACACUAUAUCUUUGGAUGAUGGAGCUACAGAUGUCAUUAGCACAGGGACCACACCCUACUUAUCUGAGAGGUUACCACAAACUACAAUAAACGAUUUGACUGCAGAUGACCAGAGCCAAGGAAAGGAACAUUCCCUCACAGUAGCAUCUGUCUCAGAAGCUGAUCUCAAAGCAGAGAGCCUUGCUGUUUGUGAACCACUUGCUGAGAAACCUGUUGCAGAUUUGGAAGAAGAUAGAUCACCUAGUGAAUUGACAGCAUCAUUCCAAGAACCAGAAAAAAGUGCACAACCUCCAAGUGAGGGCAAAAGAAUAACUUCAGAAGUUGAAUCUGAUGUGUCUCUCAAUAAAUUGACAGAACCACCGUCGGAUAUAAAACCUUCUGAAGAAAUCUCAGAACUUGAUGACAAAAUGGGAAAGGAUGUUCCUUUUCCUGCUUCUCAAGUCAAUUUUGUCAAAGAAACUUCCAAUGAAGAUAGUCCAGAUGCCAAGCUUGAUCAACCGCCCAAUGAACAACAAGGAAAGAGUUUGUAUUCAAUGUUUGGCAGCUCUACUGCAAGCCCAGAGCAGACUGCUUCCCAGUCUGGGCAGUCCACACUUGGAAGUACUCUUCCCGCUUCAACUACCAAAGAUCAAGCUGGUACUGGCUUACUCUCAAUGUUUGGUGGGUCAAGUUCCCCAGUGUCCCCUGAAACCAAAGGACCGUUGCCUCAGUCAAUCCAACAAGAGCCACAAGGAAAAGGUCUACUCUCAAUGUUUGGUGGGUCAAAUGUUCCUUCUCCUGAAACCAAAGGAUCAACAACUUCUUCAGCCUUACAAGAACCACAAGGAAAAGGGUUACUCUCAAUGUUUAAUGGGUCAAAUGCCUCAGUGUCCCCUGAAACCAAAGGACCAUUACCUCAGUCAACCCCACAAGAGCCACAAGGAAAAGGUCUACGCUCAAUGUUUGGUGGGUCAAACAUCCCAGCAUCCCCUAGAACCAAAGGACUGCCACCUGCUUCAACCCCACAAGAACCACAAGGAAAAGGUUUACUGUCAAUGUUUGCGGGGUCAAAUGUCCCAGUCUCCAUUGGAACCAAAGAACCAUCUCCUUCUUCAACCCCGCAAGAAUCACAAGCAAAAGGUUUAUUCUCAUUGUUUGGUGGCUCCAGUACUAAUUCACCAGCUGGAACAAGAAGCCCAACUGCAGGAAGUGUCCCACCAAAGGGUCCUCCACCUAAAGAACCUCAAGGAAAAACCUUGUUUUCUAUGUUUGGCGGACCUGCACCCCAGCAGGGGCCCAGUCCAAGAGGUCCUCCUCCAGCUAGGGCUGGAUCUGCUAUAUUCGGCAGCAUCCUCCAAGGUUCUUCUUCCAGUAAAGAAAGCCCAGGUACAGGCCUGUUCUCCAAGCUUGCAGGUACCAGUGCCCCAGGUCAAAGUGGACCAAGAAUGCCUGUAGCAGGACAAACAGCACCAGCAGGACUCAGAGCUUCAGAGCCCUCUGGUAAAGGACUGUUUUCAAUGUUUGGUGGGCAAAUCCAGCAAACUCAGAUACCUGAAUCUGAGAGCGUUUUUAAAGUUUCUUCUGUGUUCUCGCUCGGAGGGAGCUCUGACGGAAACAAAACCAAAACUGGGUUUGGGAUGUUUGGAAUGUCUUUCACAGAGGAGUCCAAAAAGGAGCCACAAUCAGUUGUUCUUGGGAAGGAAGCUAGCAGCACAAGUGCAGAUGUAAAACCCCCAGAAACUAAAGAGGCUCACCUGACGGAGCCUAGCCCAAGUGAAGACGAAAACCCCCCAGAAACGAAAGAGGCUCACCAGACGGAGCCUAGCCCAAGUGAAGACGAAAACCCCCCAGACACGAAAGAGGCUGUCGAGACAGAGCCUAGCCCAAGUGAAGAUGUAAAACCCCCAGAAACUAAAGAGGCUCACCUGACGGAGCCUAGCCCAAGUGAAGACGAAAACCCCCCAGAAACGAAAGAGGCUCACCAGACGGAGCCGAGCCCAAAUGAAGACGAAAACCCCCCAGAAACGAAAGAGGCUGUCGAGACAGAGCCUAGGCCAAGUGAAGAUGUAAAAACCCCUGAGACCACAGAUAAGUCAGACCCUAAGCCUUCCCUUUCACAUCCAGAUGACAUUGCAGCUGAAAAAGAAUGUGAAGAAACCCAAGACUGCACCAAACAAACAUUUGACAGUACUGUUCAGUUAAGAGGAGAGGACACAACUGAUAAAAUUUCACCGUGUGCUGAAAAUGACUCUGGUGUAGGGUCAGAUACACAAAAGAUGAUCAGUUUACCAGAAAGUGACACUAUACACGAUAAAGUCAUGACUGCGUACAAUCAAUCGGACAACCAAUUGACUGGAGAAGGCGACAAAGAUGUUGGUGAAUCAGACAUGAAAGACGGUGUACAAAAAUCUGAAACGGUUAUGGAUCCCCGUCAUGAUGAUACCAAACCUGACAUAAUUGUGGUGGAGCAUUUACUACCCAGUAUUGAAGACAUACCAAUUCCUGAGCAAGAGAAAAAACUGGACCCUGAAGGAGCCCCAGAGAUUCUCGGUGAAGAUGAAGAACCCCACAUAGAGCAAUCAAAUCUGAAUGCAAAAAUUAUUGGCGUGGAAAAAACAACAAGUAAAUCAUCUGAAGUUACUGGUGAUAAUGGUGUUACAGAGCUUGAGGAAGCAACUGUAGCCAAAGCAGAGGAACCCACUACAGAACCAAUUACUCCACUCCCACCCUUAGAAAAAUCAGAACCUGCACAGGAAUCAAUUAAGGAAGAACCUUCAGUAGAACCACCACUGGCACUAGGGAAACUCUCUAAUAGUUUUGUUCCUGUGGUCUCGACAAGAGAUGAGGCCGGAGGUCAUGUAACCAACCCACCAAAAAUCAUGUCUUCAGAUAUAGUACACAUUGAGGCUCCACCAUUGGGUCCUGAUUUACCUCCACCACAGCCCACACCCAGGCCUCUUUCAGAUAGAGCACCCGUCCCUCCAAGACAAAGAAUGGGAGCACCAAGAAUGGGAGGUCCCCUACAGAUUGGGGGGCCGAGAAUGCCCGGGCCCAGACCACCGGGACCUCAUAAGCCCUCUGAGUCCACUCCUUUUUCGGGCUUCAUGUCAAUGUUCUCUAACUCGCCCAGCACGCCUAGUAGACCGGCAACUGUUGGAGGAUUCUUCUCAACCUCACCAGGUUCCCUCUUUGGCUCUUCUGCUCCUCGUCAACCUCAAAAACCCCAACAAGCACAAAAAAGCUCAUUUUUUGGGCUCCCGAGUAGCAUUGCCCCAGAAUCACUUACAGGAGACAUUCUCGGUAUAUUGAAAGGUCCAGAAGCAGUGAAAACUGAGGAACCUCAACUUUCAUCUGAGAAGACUGAAGAACGGGUGAAGACCAGAAAGGACUCCAUCCCUGAGAAGAUUUUAGUGGAGGAAGCAGAACAUGCAGAAAAGAAAGAUGGCAAGGAAAGUCUAACCCCUGAACAAGAAGUGGAAGUGAAACUUGUAGCGCAUGAAGAACACUCUGAGGUGUCUGAAAAAGCAGCAUCACUUCCUCCUCCUGAAGCCCAGGACCCUGCACCUGAGACCAAAACCACCUUUGAAAUACCAAACCUAUCUGCACCUAAAUUUGGCUUUUUAUCCAUCGCUGCUGAAGGAACAUCAUCAAUCGGAUCCUUCUUCUCGUCCUCUGCAUCUUCAACCAUGGACGCAAAACAAUCUCAGCCCCUACAGACAGAGGGGGGUCUCCUCUCUGGGUUUAAAUGUUUCUCGGCGGGCAUUUUCCAGGAUGAGAAGCAGCCAGGAAAGGAAGAACCAUCGUCGGUUUUUGACAUGAAACUCGGUUCGAUGUUCAGAACCUCAGAUCCUCCCAAGUCUGCUGUUGAGGUCACUGUCCAACCGCAGCCCCAAAGUCCGAAACCCGCCAGUGAAGUAGACAAACUCUCCCAAGGUUCAAGAGACACAGAGAGUGACACAGAAGGACCGAGCGGUACUGUCCAAACCGGGGGUUCCGACAGCCUAGCCGAGUCACCGCUGACGGAACUUGCUUCCGAGUCUGUGUCCCUGGCAGAACAUUCGGAUGAACCUCAGGUACGAGUCAUCCCGUGUGAGGAAGAGGGCAGUGUGGCUACACCGCUGAACAGCGAACCUCUGAAGAACCUCCUGAUGCAAGAAGCUACUCCAAGUCCGGCUCACAGCAGCCGCUUGGACUCUUCGGACAACCUUAGCCUGAGCAGCUCCCAGUUCGGCUCUGAACCCGAGUCGGGCUAUCCCUCGAGGGGACGCCUCCACGUCCCUCUCACGUGGGACCAAGACAAGGCGGACACCACUGAGUUGAGGGACACCUCGGUCCAGGCAUCCAAAACCGUCUGGGACAACGACGAUAACAAGACCAGGACAGAUAUCAACGUGUUAGUGGACGAUCCUCCUCUGUGUUCUCCCUCAAAGAUCCGCUGGCUCAAAGCAUACUACAAAGUCAGGUCCAAGCACUUCCAGGGCCAAGAUGGCAACCCCGGCAGGCAGCUAUGGACCAAGCCAAGGGAAAACACACCGUUUGGCAUUGACAGCACGCCAGACCUCCGAAAAAGGAGGCCCAUUCCCCUUGUUAGUGAAGUGACCAUGAUCCAGUCCAGGAAGGCCGGCCUGUCCCAGACGUUGGCCACGCGGACCUCCCUCAAGGACAAAGAGCUUAAGUGCCACGUGUACAAAAAGACGCUUCAGGCUCUCAUCUACCCCAUCUCCUGCACCACGCCGCACAACUUUGAGGUGUGGACCGCCACCAAGCCCACCUACUGUUACGAGUGCGAGGGGCUGCUGUGGGGCAUCGCCCGGCAAGGCAUGCGCUGCGCCGAGUGCGGCGUCAAAGUCCACGAGAAGUGUCAGGACCUGCUCAACGCCGACUGCCUGCAGCGAGCGGCCGAGAAGAGCUCCAAAACGGGAGCGGAGGACCGGACGCAGCACAUCAUCAUGGCCAUGAAGGACAGAAUGAAGAUUCGCGAGAAGAACAAGCCAGAGAUCUUUGAGGAGAUCCGCCGGGUGUUCGACAUGUCCAGGACGCUGCACGGACAGCACAUGAAGAGUAUCAAGCAGAACAUCCUGGCCGGAACCUCCAAGUGGUCAGCCAAGAUCAACAUCAACGUCGUAAGUGCACAGGGUCUACAGGCCAAGGACCGUACCGGUUCCAGUGACCCAUACGUCACCAUCCAAGUGGGCAAGACCAAGAAGAGGACAAAGACCAUCUACGGGAACUUGAACCCGGUCUGGGAGGAGAAGUUCAGCUUUGAGUGCCAUAACUCGUCGGACCGCGUGAAAUUGCGCGUGUGGGACGAGGACGACGACAUCAAGUCGAGGGUGAAGCAGCGGCUCAAGAGGGAGUCGGACGACUUCCUGGGCCAAAGCAUCAUCGAGGUCCGCAUGCUCAGCGGCGAGAUGGACGUCUGGUAUAACCUGGAAAAGCGAACCGACAAGUCAGCGGUGUCGGGCGCCGUUCGACUUCAGAUCAGCGUGGAGAUCGAAGGCGAGGAAAAGGUGGCACCAUACCAUAUGCAGUACACGUGUCUUCAUGAGAACAUGUUCCACUUGGUGACGGAUGUGGAGGGUGCCGGAAUGGUCAAGUUCCCAGCGGCGCAGGGCGACGACGCCUGGAAGGUUUACUUUGACGAGGUGCAGCAGGAAGUAGUGGAUGAGUUCGCCAUGCGAUACGGCGUCGAGUCUAUCUACCAGGCCAUGACCCACUUCUCGUGCCUGUCGUCCAAGUACAUGCUGCCGGGCGUGCCGGCCGUAAUGAGCACCCUGCUGGCCAACAUUAAUGCCUUCUACGCGCAUCCCACCGCCACUACCACCAAGGUCUCCACACCCACCAGGUUUGCUGCCUCCAACUUUGGGAGAGAUCGUUUUGUCAAACUUCUGGAUCAGCUGCACAAUUCCCUGAGGAUCGACCUCUCCAUGUACAGAAACAACUUUCCCGGCAGCUGCAAGCCCCGCCUCCAGGACCUCAAAUCCACAGUGGACCUCCUCACCAGCAUCACCUUCUUCAGGAUGAAGGUCCUAGAGCUGCCAAGCCCCCCCAGGGCAUCGGCGGUGGUCCGUGACUGCGUCAAGGCCUGCCUCAACUCCACCUACGAGUACAUCUUCAACAACUGCCUGGACCUCUUCAACCGCCAGUUCCAGACCACCCCCGCCCUUGAGCCAGAGAAGAACAAGAAGGAAAAAGUAGAGGGUGAUGAGGAGGAGGAAGAGGAGAAAGAGGAGAGCCAGCCUCCCGAGGACCAAGGCCCGAGCAUCCAGAAUUUGGACUUCUGGCCCAAACUCAUCACGCUCAUCGUGUCAAUCAUUGAGGAGGAUAAUAAUUCGUACACGCCCAUCAUCAACCAGUUUCCUCAGGAACUGAAUGUGGGGAAAGUCAGUGCUGAGGUGAUGUGGACGCUGUUCGCUCAGGACGUCAAGUACGCUCUGCAGGUUUUGGUUAAAGGAAAUCGCUCCCACAGGAACAUUGCAGCAGCUCCCAGCACCUUCCGGAUCCGCAGAAUAGACUUCCAUGAUGAGCACGAUCAUCAUCGUCUGUGUAAGCCUUCCGACUACAUGAAUCUUCACUUCAAGGUCAAGUGGCUCUACAAUGAGUACGUCUCGGAUCUUCCGGCCUUCGCCGACAGCGUUCCCGAGUAUCCUGCGUGGUUCCUGCAGUUCGUCCUGGCCUGGCUGGCUGAGAAUGAAGACGUCUCCAUGGAGUUUAUGCACGGAGCACUGGAGAGGGACAAGAGGGAAGGAUUCCAGUCGACAUCGGAGCAUGCGUUGUUCUCCUGCUCGGUGGUGGACAUUUUCACACAGCUCAACCAAAGCUUCGGGAUCAUCCGCAAGCUGGACUGCCCCGACCCCACUGUGCUGGCUCACUACAACAGACGAUUCGCCAAGACCAUCAGCAAAGUCCUGCUGCAGUAUUGCGCCCUGCUGGCCAAAUCCUUUCCAUCCUACUGCGACAAAGAGAAGAUUCCGUGCGUGCUGAUGAACAAUAUCCAGCAGAUGAGAGUCCUUCUGGAGAGGAUGUUUGAGUCCAUGGGAGCAAAACAGUUUACCGUUGAAGAGGAGAGGUUGGAUAGUGAAGAAGAGGAGUUUGAUGAAGAGGCCAACAAUGACAAUGAAGGCUGUGAUGAUGAUGAUGACGUGUCGGGCUGUUCGGAUUCAGAAGGCUCAGAGAUGGACAACAAAGACAAGGAGGACAAGAUUGAAGAGGAAAAGUUGAAAUUUGACAAGGAAAAGUUGGAAUCUGAGGAAAAGGCUGAGAAGAAAGAUAAAGAGAAGCAGUUGGACACAGAGGCUGCCGACAUCCUCAACGAGCUACAAAUGAAACUCAGUGGCAUGCUCGACAACUUCAGUGCCGUCUUUGCCAAAAGCUUUCAGAUGCGCAUCAAUGCCUGCAUGCAUCAGAUGUCCGCGCUUCUGUACCAGAUGAGGGGCCCCCCCAACCCCAACACGGCCGAGGGGGAUGCCGACGCCAUGUUGAGACCGCUCAUGGAAUUCCUGGACGCCAAUCUGAGCGUGUUUGCAGACGUAUGUGAGAAGGCAGUCCUGAAGAAGAUCCUGAAGGACUUGUGGAAGGCGGUCCUUUGUGGUCUGGAGAAGAACAUCGUGCUGCCAAACUCUAACGACAGCCUGGGUGCUCAGAUCCUUACUGCUGCCAAAGGACUGUCCAACCUCAAGGGUGGCGGCGGAGGUGAGGCAAAAAUGCUGACGCCCAAGCAGUGCACAGUGGUGGAUGCCAGCCUGGAGAGCCUCAAGCAAUAUUUCCACGCUGGAGGAAACGGCCUGAAGAAAUCUUUUGUGGAGAAAAGUCCCGAGUUGUCAUCGCUGAGUUACGCUUUAUCGCUCUACUCUCAGAGCACGGACGCCCUCAUUAGGACUUUCGUCAGCACGCAACGCCAACAAGUGCACAGCGGCAUGGGCAUUCGAAUCACGGCCAAUGAGAAGACUCGACCUGAUCGAGGUUCUGGAGUGGAGAAACCAAUUGGCGAAGUCGUCUUACAGGUGGACGUCCUCACCAAGGACCGCAAAGUCAACGUCAAAGUGAUCAGCGUGAACGACAUUCGCUGGCAGACAUCCGGAAUGUUCCGUCCGUUCGUGGAGGUUUCCCUGCUGGGACCGGCGCUGGUAGACAAGAAGCGCAAGUUCACCACCAAGUCCAAGAACAACUGCUGGAGCGCCAAGUUCAACGAGAGCUUCCAAUUCGUUUUGGGCAAAGAGGGUUGGGAGUGCUGUGAGCUGCACGCGUCAGUCAAGGACUACUGCUUUGGCCGCGCCGACCGUGUGGUGGGCGUGGCCGUGCUGCAGCUACGAGACGUGGCCGAGCGCCGCGCCUGCGUCUGCUGGUGCCCCCUGGGUCCCGGCAUCGCCACAGACCAGACCGGUACCACCGUCAUGCGCAUCCUGGCCCAGAGGCCCAACGACGACAUCGCCAAGGAGUUCGUCAAGAUCAAGUCAGAGACACGGCCCGCCGAGGAGGGCAGGUGAACGCAGCCCUCGCUUUAUCCCGGGACUAGGGACUUUAGGAACACUAUUUUGUGUGGUUCCGGCAACCGGGAGUACCAAAAACUAAAAGAUCCUGGAACUUUAGGCAGCAUUGGAGGACCUUGGUGUUUGGACUGCAGGAAUUAUUGCCUAAAUGUAGUUCUGGGUAACUUAUUGGGACCAAAAGAAGACCUUAGUAUGGGGGCAGUACUUCGGAGGUGGACAGAACUUUUGGUUCGCUAACAAAUCUGACUGGUAUGUAUUACAAGAAUUCAAUGUUCCUGGAACUUUCAGUAGCUUUGGAAGACCAUUGUGUGUUUGGACCGCAGGAAUUAUUGCCUAAUUGUUGUUCUAGGCUAAUUUAUCGGGGCCAGAAGAAGACCCUUGUAGUGGGCUAGUACUUUAGAGAGGUCCAACAACUACAAGUACCAAGAACUAAAGAUUCCAGGAACUUUAGGUGGAAUUUGCAACUUUUAGAGGACUACUGUGUAUUUGGACCAUUUAAACCAUUUAAAAGUUGGUUACAGGGUAGUUUACCAGGGCUAAAAAAAAUACCUUCCAACACUACAAUUACCAAGAACUAAAAGUUCCUGGAACUUUAGUCUGAAAAUGUGUUUUGGGAAGCUCGAGGGCGGGCUCUGAACAUAUGCGAGUAGAACAGUUUAGUUCCAAGAACUACAAGUACCAAGAAAUAUAUGUUCCAGGAACCUUAGGUGAAACUAGGAACCUUUGGAGGCCCUUUGUGUGUUUGGGCUGCAAGAAUUAUUGUCUACAUUUAUAUCUGGAGUAAUGUAUCGAAGCCGAAAGAAGACCUUGAUAAGGGCAGGGUAGUACUUUUGAGAGGUCCAGAACCUUUGUGCAGCUCUAAAGACCAGGAACUGCAAUUAACAAGAACUAAAAGUACCUGUAACUUUAGGUUGAGUGAAACUAGCAACUUUUAGAGGAUUGUCUAAAUUUAGUUUAGUAAUUUACCAGAGGCCAAAAGAAGACCUUGCUGUGGGGGUAGUACUUCCCAGAGGUCCAAGAACCUUUGGGGAGACACACACACUUAUGAUUAGAACUUUUCACUUCCAGGAACUAGAGGUUCCAAGAAGUAAAAGGUCCUGGCACUUAAGCAUAUGUUAGAACUGCAGGAAAUAUUGUCCCAAAAAUAUGUUCUGAACUAGUUCUUUGGGACCAAAAGAAGAGUCUGCUAAGGGGGGUAGUACUUUCAAGAAGUCCAGGAACCUUUAGGGUAGGCUUUGACCGUGUCCAGUUGAAACCGGAACCUUUCAAUUACCAAGAACUAAAAGUUCUAGGAAAUUUAGGUGGAGCUUACCUAUUGUCUAAAUUUAGUUCUAGGGUAAUUUAUCUCAGCAGAAAGACUAUUCUGCUAGAGAGGUAGUACUUUUAAGUCCAGGAACUAGAAGUACCAACAACCAACUACUGCAACUAUUGUCUACAUUUAGUUCUGCAGUAAUUUAUCGGGGCCAAAAUUACACAUUCCUCCUAAAUUACCAUCCUGAUGUUUACAAACAUUUUGAUUUCCGAGUUAUUAGAAGAUAAAUGCUAGCUUGUUAGCUUCAACCUGUGCUCUUACGUAGUGAACUUUUAACAGCAACCAUUUUGCAGCUCUUUCCCUCCAUUUGUUGGUGGAAAAUAAUGCAAAAUAAGCGCAUUUAAAUGUCAUUUGAAAGCCUUUUAGAAAUAAUCAUCAUAUAUUAUCAUUAAUUGUAAAAAGAACGGCCGUAAUGACGAUACGAGUCAGCUUCCGGUGGGUCGUUUUGAGUACCUUUCUUCGCUUGGUGUCCUUAAAACUGGUGCUUGACGACAACACUCGUGGAUUUAAAAAUGAGAAAAGCAACGGACAUAAAACGACAUCCUCAUUUUCAUUCUGCCUUAGUUCCAAACUGCGACGACCGCUGCCAAAAUGAGGACAAACUUUUACCUGACUUCUAAAAGUGUCUCAGCUGAACAUUUUGAAUUGGAUUUCAAUGCGUUAAGUGCCAGCAAAAUCACAUUAGAUAGCCAAACUGUUUGUUAAUGAUGCAGAGUGUGUUUACAAUGUGGCAAGAAAUGUGAGCUCCUCUUGUAUAUAUGUACAUAAGAUAAUAAAUAAAAGCAUGUAUUUGAACAAAGUGUACAAAAUAACUGUUUAAAUUGUGAACCAUUUUGCCAUGUAUGUAAUGUGACAUAUGGAGACAGACCAAAUAUGUAAUAGUCAUUCAAUCAAUCGUGUGAUAUAAUGGUGCAAUAAAAAUGUUUUCAUAAAAUAUU
Phyllopteryx taeniolatus (common seadragon) is the source of this 21816-nucleotide messenger RNA. Its product is annotated as protein unc-13 homolog B-like. The coding region runs from base 196 to 19563 and encodes 6455 amino acids. Gene Ontology annotation, molecular function: diacylglycerol binding; syntaxin-1 binding; calmodulin binding. The record is from RefSeq and is a predicted model, not a curated record. NCBI's taxonomy places the organism in Eukaryota, Metazoa, Chordata, Actinopteri, Syngnathiformes, Syngnathidae. Gene Ontology annotation, biological process: synaptic vesicle maturation; presynaptic dense core vesicle exocytosis; neuromuscular junction development. Gene Ontology annotation, cellular component: terminal bouton; presynaptic active zone cytoplasmic component; synaptic vesicle membrane. The transcript has 53 exons.